AUGGCGUCUUACUGUGUCACAGAUAGUCCCGAAACGGUGGACUACAAAACGAAGUGCUGCUGCCGAACGACAGACAAUGUCUACUAUGCCGUUCCAAAAGAGUACUUCCGCCUUAACCAGAGCCUGGCUCGGCGAAAGCUCCUUUUAGCGGAGCCGUUCCCGGUUCCAGUUGACUGCAAAACGCUGGACCACUUGCUCGUGCUUCUUGAGAAGGCCACAAUUCUCUCCGCCCAGGUUGUGGAGGGUGAGACGAAGGGUAGUAAUAACGAGCGUCCAGAGUGGAUGCGCGACUUGAACAAGCGCCAGCAAAAGUUUGUCUGUGGGUGCCUGGGCAUCACCUCGUGGGAUGGCAAGGACAUCCCGUUCUACGUGGAAACGAUGCCGAAGAUCAAUGACGUCGUGUGGGUAAAAAUCACCCAGGUGAAUGACACGUCCGCCGUAGUGCAGCUGCUCGAGUACGGCAAACGCGAGGGCAUUAUUCCGUACACGGAGGUGACUAGGCGCCGUGUGCGCUCGAUGGGAAAGCUGAUAAAGGUAGGCCGUACCGAGCCCGCGCAGGUGAUCCGUAUCGACAAGGACAAGGGUUACAUUGACUUGUCAAAGAAGCUGGUGACGCCCAACGAAGCAAAGGCAUGCGAAGCACACUUCCGCCAGGGAAACGAAGUUCGCUCCAUUGUUUGCCAUGUCGCUGAGCUGUGCGACAUCCCCGCUAUGGAUGCAAUGGAAAUGAUCGCCUAUCCGCUUUACCAACGGGAACCGGGCAAGCACGCGUGGACGUGGCUUUACGAGCUGAACCAAACGGAAGACGUGGAGCGCAUUCUUGGUCCGCUGAAUCUCGACAAAGCAGUAUCAGACUGCCUGAUGUUGACGCUAAAGAACGCGAUGCGGCUGAAGGUUUUGACGCUCUUUGCCGAAGUUGAGAUUACCUGCUUUGCAUGUGAUGGUGUGGAGGCGAUCCGCGACGUCCUCAUUCUUGGCCGCAGCUACGGCGAGGGCAGCGAUCCCCAGAUCCACCUAUCCGUCAACAUCAUCGGGCCCCCCAAAUACGGCAUCCGCGCGCGCACGGAUAUGAAGGAAGAGGGUAUUCAGCGAAUGAAGGAGGCAAUAGAGGCGAUGACGGCGGAAAUCAAGAAGCGCGGUGGCCAGCUGAAGGUGGUGACACCUCCGCAGCCUCACGGCGACGCAGACGAGGGCAAGAAGGGCUUUGAUGGGGAUGACGAUGAUGAUGAGGAUGCUGACUAA
Messenger RNA from Leishmania mexicana MHOM/GT/2001/U1103, 1242 nucleotides. RefSeq names its product elongation initiation factor 2 alpha subunit,putative. Bases 1 to 1242 code for a protein of 413 amino acids. The transcript has a single exon. The record is from RefSeq and is a predicted model, not a curated record. Lineage: Eukaryota; Euglenozoa; Kinetoplastea; Trypanosomatida; Trypanosomatidae. Gene Ontology annotation, cellular component: eukaryotic translation initiation factor 2 complex; eukaryotic 48S preinitiation complex; multi-eIF complex. Gene Ontology annotation, molecular function: ribosome binding; translation initiation factor activity; RNA binding.